This is a messenger RNA of Blumeria graminis f. sp. triticale, 1026 nucleotides long. The record is from the annotation of a GenBank genome assembly. NCBI's taxonomy places the organism in Eukaryota, Fungi, Ascomycota, Leotiomycetes, Helotiales, Erysiphaceae.
AUGACCACACCAAACCAUAGCGAAGAUCAGGUAACUAACACCGAUUCGGCUAUGAGAAAAGUGAACAUUGGAACAAGGAGAUCAGCACUGGCACUAGUACAGGCAGAGGCAGUACUAGCUGCACUGCGCAAAUCACACCCUAAUGUCGAAUUUGACCUUAUCGCCAUGGCAACAGCUGGUGAUAAAAAUCAAGAUACAUCGUUGAGCAAAUUUGGUAGCAAAGCCUUAUGGACGCAAGAGCUUGAGACAAGUCUUCUAGAAGGAAGCCUUGACCUCCUAGUUCACUGCUUGAAGGACUUACCGACUCAGCUCCCACCUAAUUGUGAAAUUGGUUGCAUUAUGGAACGAGAAGAUCCAAGAGAUGUUGUCAUCAUGAAGAAAGGCACACCCUUCAAGAAAUUAAGCGAUUUGCCUGCAGGCGCUGUUUUUGGGACUAGCAGUGUAAGAAGAAAUGCGCAGAUCAAGAGACUUUAUCCUCAAUUGGCGUGCAAAGAUAUUCGGGGAAAUAUUGGUACACGACUGAAUAAAUUAGACGCUACAGACAGUGAAUACUCUUGCUUGAUCCUUGCUGCAGCGGGUAUCUUACGCAUGGGAUGGGCUGAACGUAUAACACAGUACUUAGACUCUACGACAGAGAAUGCACAUUUUUACGCUGUGGGUCAAGGAGCUCUUGCUAUUGAGGUGCGGGAAGGUGACCAGAAAAUUAUCGAUAUGCUCAGCAACUUAGCCGACUCAAAAUCGACCUUAGCGGGCACUUCAGAACGUAGUCUAAUGCGAACUCUAGAAGGAGGAUGCAGUGUCCCUAUAGGUGUUGAAUCGACCUGGAUCGACAAAGGAAAACUAAUGAUGAAAGCCAUAGUCGUCAGCCUAGACGGAAAGAGGAGCGUUAGAGCAGAAAGACUGGAUGAAAUUCUUGACGUCAAUGAUGCCAAUGAAUUUGGACUGAGAUUGGCUCAGGACCUUAUUGAAAAAGGAGCACUCCUCAUACUUGAUCAGAUCAAGCAGAAUCGAUCAGCAGUAGCCUGA